AUGUUUCAAAUCUUGACUGCUGCUUUUCGAGCAGAGAAUGGCAAGCCAAGUCUCAAGCUACCUCUUGACUUCCCUAGAGAGCCCCUCCCUACCUCCGAAUCCUCUGAGACAGCUCUCUCCAUCGUUCAUUGUGAUGACGUCGCUCCUGCAAUCGUUGCCAAAUCCUCUCUGAGUGAUCGCAUCAAACAUCCUCAAGUCCUCCCCGGAGCUAUGAGCUACAGGCUACUCAAUUCGAUCAAUGAUAUCGAAGAUACACACCUCAAGAAGCACAUGCGGAAAGGUACUACGUCGAUUGAAAGCCUGGAGCGCCUUUUUCAAAAAUGUCCAAGAGAAGGUAGUCCGGCCGUCACUAUCGGUGAAUCUGCUUUCGUCUGUAGUCCACAGAUGGCAGACGACAAUCACAGCUACAACAUGUCAGAAGUCUUCAAUGAGGUUCAACUCCAAUUUAACAAUGGCCUUAAAUCAACCCAAUACUUCAACACACGGCUCUCUACAAUUAAGCCUAAGCUUUUGAAAGCACCUUCUCCCGAUGUAUUCAAAAGCAUUCACAUUAACUCCGGAAUGUGUUUGGGCUCCAAGGCCGCCUUGGCUAUGUCGCCGGGUCAUGGCCAGGGAGACGCCUGCGUCAUCCCCAAGGUCCCCGAAAAUGAGGAACCAACUCUGUAUGAGCUGGAGACCAUCGCCCGACUUUCUUCGGGCAUUGCGGAUGCGGCCGCUCUCUUCGGAGGCUGCAGUACCCCACACACUACAAUCAGCAUCAGCCUCGAUGUCCCCGAUUUCCAAUACUACUGGACUGUUUGGGAGCUAUUCAAAAAAGAUUUGGUUACGAUAGAAUAUGUUCAAGACUGGAUGACUGCGAUCCAAAGGCGGCGUGCUCAACUCCAAAAAAUUAUGGCCUCUGUCAUUUAUAAAAUGCUACUGGAUCGAGGAAUUGGUGAUAUUAAGGUGAACUUUGCUUCCUCGACGGAAGCGACAGUGGAACUACUCCAGGAGAGACUUUUAUCUGGAAUUGUUCCCUCUCUAGAGGAACUCCUGCAUGUGGUACAAAGACAAGGGUCCCAUUCGGCCCAAUGGACCGAGUUCCUCACGCAUCUCGAGUCAGGCGAGCAGCCUUUAGAUGGUACAGACCUUGGAAAACUGAUGUAUGUGUUUGAAGCCGUGAAAUAUGCCUUGGAAACAGAAUCGUCACGGCAGAAGCACGCAAACAAAGACGAUCCCAGUGAAAAGCUCAUCAUCUUCCUGGAUGACACGGCUGAAUGUCGGAUCUUCAACCGCGCCACCAAAUUCAUCAAGCGCUACUCAGAAAGUACCACGAUGAUCGGCAUAUUUCCGCUACAGAAGAUCUUGGCUGCCGGCUAUGGCCGCUCGGACCUCUAUAUGAACGAUCCAGGCCCUGUUCUAUGUUUGGAACGUGGGAAAACCAGGGUCAAUCUAUUCGAUGUGAUUCGCAUGAGCUACGGGCCCCAAACUGCCACACUACUGCAGCUCUCUUGUCAGGAACAGGGCUUCCGAACUGGUCUGCCCGACCCUGCCGAUGAAGCCGGGUGGCCUCUUCUCACACCAGACACGUUCAAAUUCUUAGGCGCAUGUGCGGCACUUGGGGCAGCCAUUUGGUUCAAAGGGAGGCUGUGGAGCUACUAG
Penicillium verhagenii is the source of this 1641-nucleotide messenger RNA. RefSeq lists its product as uncharacterized. Bases 1 to 1641 code for a protein of 546 amino acids. The transcript has a single exon. The record is from RefSeq and is a predicted model, not a curated record. Lineage: Eukaryota; Fungi; Ascomycota; Eurotiomycetes; Eurotiales; Aspergillaceae.